Messenger RNA from Gavialis gangeticus (Gharial), 5414 nucleotides. It is a transcript of the gene RBM20, whose product is annotated as RNA binding motif protein 20. Bases 162 to 3719 code for a protein of 1185 amino acids. Gene Ontology annotation, biological process: regulation of RNA splicing. The record is from RefSeq and is a predicted model, not a curated record. The transcript has 16 exons. Gene Ontology annotation, molecular function: mRNA binding; zinc ion binding. Lineage: Eukaryota; Metazoa; Chordata; Crocodylia; Gavialidae. Gene Ontology annotation, cellular component: nucleus.
CAGCUCCUGCAGCACUGCCAACGCUUUAACUUAACGGGACUGCUUUUUGAAAACCAUAUGCAGUGGAACAGUGCUAAGUUGGGUAAAUGGUCAGAAGGUGCGUGGAGAAUUACUGCAUUGUUGUGAGCAAGAGAACAAACUCAGGUUAAGAAGCAAAGCCAAUGGAUCCAAAAAGUGCUGCCAAGCUUCUGGAGAAGAACCCAUUCUCUGUCAGCACCCCGAAUCCUUUGCUUCCUUCUCCUGCCAGUCUUCAGCUCGCUCAGCUCCAAGCUCAGCUUACCUUGCACAGGCUAAAAUUGGCUCAGACAGCAGUCACCAGCAACCCAGCAGCUGCAAGUGUCCUGAAUCAAGUGCUCUCCAAAGUGGCUAUGUCUCAGCCGCUGUUUAACCAGUUACGGCAUCCGUCCGUGAUCAGCACCCCCCAGGGGCAUGCUGGAGGACCUCCACAAGGACCUGGGAUCACUAAUGCUAGGUUUCCAUCUAGUGGAAUCCCUUUUCCAGCACAGAAUCCAGCUCUGGCAGCACAAGGAGGAAGCACAGGGCCUGUUGGGAACAUGCAGACGCAAAACCCAAGCGCUGUGGUCAUGAACCCCUUUGGGAGUGUAAUGUCUCAGGCAUCCAGUCAACAGGCUGUAGUGAUGGGUCUGAAUAAGACUGGUCCCUCAACUGUUGCAGGAGGAUUUUAUGAAUACGGUAAACAAAACGUUUCUGCCCCUCAAGCAUACACGUCAGAUGCAGAACAAUCCACUCAGCGCAGCUUUAUAACCACUGGGUCGCAUUCAGGAGUGUCCUAUGAGGGUCAUUUUUGUCCUCCAGGCCAGCUCAAACAUGACAGCCAGUCUGGGUUUCAGAAAGAUUUCUAUGGACCCAAUUCUAAAGGGCAGCAUACAGCAGGGGUACAGUCAUUGGCUUUCCCGGGUGAUCAAAUUGUGAGUCAAAAAGCAGAGCCAGGUCCUGUGUUACAUGGUGCAGGUACAAACAACCAGUGGGAAGAUGUACCUAAUUUCUCCAGCCAAAACAAGCCUGACCUAAUGCCCAGUCCCAGCAUGUGGCCAUCAACAAGUCAGCAGUAUGAAAUAAGAAACGAGCUCUACAACCCUGAAGAACCCACCCCUGACACAAAGUUUAGCUCUGGGGCUCCACCUCCUUUCGGCAGACUCAACAAUAGUAAACAGAGCCUCAGCAGUUCCCGAAUGAGGCCGGAUGAGGACCUGGCGGCAAAUGCAUCCAAUUUGCCCGUGAGAUCUCUACAGCCUCAUGAGUUAAAUGACUUUCAUGGGAUAGCCCCGCUUCACUUCCCACAUGUCUGCACGGUCUGUGACAAAAAGAUCUUUGAUCUAAUGGACUGGGAUCAGCACAUUAAAGGAAAUCUUCACAUCCAAAAAUGUAUGGUGCUCUCGGAAAACACUGGCAUCCGGUGUGCGUUAAGUUCAGUAGAUGGAACGUUGCACUUAUCGCCAAAUAAUGCUUCAAUUUUUAACCCUUCCAGUAUUGAAGAUUUCUCAUCAAACGUUGGCUCAUCUUAUGCCACUGUGUCGGCAAGAUCCUUCAGCCAGCCAGUUCCUACGUUUUCUUCCCUUCCAGCUGGGGUAAGAUUUCCACAAAGGAAAUCCACCCUUGGUCGAGUAGUACACAUCUGCAAUCUCCCCGAAGGAAGCUGCACAGAGAAUGAUGUUAUUAAUCUUGGACUUCCCUUUGGGAAAGUCACUAAUUAUAUCCUUAUGAAAUCUACUAAUCAGGCCUUCCUAGAAAUGGCUUACUGCGAAGCAGCACAGGCCAUGGUACAGUAUUACAAAGAGAAGCCCGCUAUGAUCAGCGAUGACAAGUUACUCAUUAGGAUGUCUAAAAGAUACAAGGAACUUCAGCUGAAGAAACCAGGGAGGAAUGUGGCGGCAAUCAUCCAGGACAUCCAUUCUCAGAGGGAGAGGGAUAUGUUCCGUGAAGCAGACAGGUAUGGACCAGAGAGGCCACGGUCUCGCAGCCCCAUCAGCCACUCCCUGUCGCCAAGAUCUCACACACCAAGCUUUACUUCCUGCAGCUCACCCCGCAGUCCGUUGGGCACCGUCAAGGCAGACUGGGGAAAUGGAAGAGAGUCGUGGGAUCAGUCCCCUUAUUCCAGAAGAGAAGAAGAAAGAGAGACAGCACCCUGGAGAGAGAAUGGAGAGGAGAAAAGGGACAGGACUGAUGCAUGGGUACAUGAGAGAAAACAUUAUGCACGGCAGCUGGACAAGCUCGACUUGGAUGAAUGGACUGAAGGAGGCAGAGGGCACAGAGACAAAUAUUUAAGGGGUGGUUCGCCCAGCUACAAGAGCAGGGACGAUGAUUAUUACAGAAAAUCAUCCAAGCCAAAAUCUGAUAGGCAUCAGAAGCAGCUGCAAGAUGCAUCGACAAAGCCUAAAAGAAAGGAAGAUGUGAGAUUGAAAGAGCGCAAGCAUUCUCACUGUGAGGAACCAGUGAAGGAGGACAUCUCUGAACAGAAGCCCAGCAAGGGGUCUGAGGGCUCCAGACACAAGCAAAGUGAUAAGAAUAAAACAAAGAAAGCUAACAAAGACCAAGAGGCGGAUCCUACGGCUGCUAAUGAAAGCAGUGAUGCAAAGGAAGCCAAAGUGACUGAGAAUGAGCUUGGGAAAAAGGAGAAUAUUGCAGAGAAGAGCUCACCUGCAGCUAAUAAACAUGGAAAAGAAUCUGGAGAGACUAUGGAAAGUGCAAGAAAAGAGAAGGAGCGAGACUGGGAGAGUGAAAGCGAGAUGGAAGGUGAGGCCUGGUAUCCGACUAACAUGGAAGAACUAGUAACAGUGGAUGAAGUGGGAGAAGAUGAUCUUAUUAUGGAGCCUGAUAUAACGGAACUUGAAGAAAUUGUUCCGGUUGAUAAAGAUAAAACAAGUUCAGAAAUGUGUCCCUACGUGUCUACCAUUUUAGAACUGAAAAAUGACCAUAGCCAAUUAAAUCAGAGUGAUGGCAUAUUUGCCCAUGAAACUAUAGACCCAAGUUUUGUGUCAGCAGAGGAAAGCAUAGCAGCUUCCAGUGGCUGUCCAGAAAAUGAUGAUGCAGUUACUAAAGCAUCCGACCUAAAUCUGGACACUGAACAGAAGCCAGAUACAUUGCAAGCAGACAAACUUCAUAGGGAUUCUAAUUACCAUGAUAAGGAGAGGAAAAUGGAAGGAAGCUGUGACUUAAAACCAGAAGAUCCCCAUAUACCAUCUGAUCAUGUGAAAGAAGAGACCCUCCAGCUCCCUGACCAGUUUACGGAUGAUUAUAAGCAAAUGGGAUCACAAGAAAUGGAGAGCAGAGAAGUCAUGGAAAUGCUUGUGAAAAGCACCAAUGAAGGAGCAAGCCAAGGAAGCCAGGAGUGUCAAGAGACCAAGGCGAAUUCUAGAUACACGGAAAUGAAAUCUCCUGAAUACUCAGAGGUGGAAUCUAAACAAAUGCAUCCUUCACCGGCCUGGGAACAAGAGGACGUGUUCACAGAACUCAGCAUUCCUCUAGGUAUGGAAUUUGUGGUGCCCAGAACUGGGUUUUAUUGCAAACUCUGUGGACUCUUCUACACAAAUGAAGAGACAGCUAAAACAAGUCAUUGCAGAAGUACUGUUCACUACAAAAAUCUUCAGAAGUAUCUCUCGCAACUUGCAGAAGAGAGUCUGAAAAUGAACGAACAAGACAGCAGUCUGCCACAGGACGACACUGGAAUUGUUCCUCGCUUUGAAAAGAAAAAGUUGUGAUGCCAACGAAGAGUUGGAAAUGGGUGAAUGCCAAUAUUUCCUUGUUGUUCUCUGACGUGACCAUCAAUUUGCACUGUACAGGGGAAUGGAAAGCACAAUAAAGAGCAUGUUCCAUGCAUUUAUGCCCAGAGUGCCCCUAAAAAAACAAAAUGCCAGAAAUAGUUUCCCACGGUGAAGCAGUGCUGGAAUAUCUCUAACAAGCAGAGCUAUUCUUUCUCACACUCUGCACGUUGGGAGCAGCUUCCCGCAUUAAAUUGGAUUCUCAGGGAUUCUCAGCGUUUUCAUUCGGGUGUUGGAACAUGUUGGGUCAGGCUGAGUAUUUAGAAGUGUCUAGCGUCCUCCAGUGGAAAUAAUCAGAAAGGAAAUGUCUGGAGUGAAAUGAGCUUUAAUGUAGUUGAAGCAGUAUCCUUCGCUUCACUCAUUGCCAUAAUGAAUAAUAAGUUAUGUAUGCGAGUCCUAAAUGAAUGAUAAACAUUAGAUGGGCUAAUGUAAACUCCAGCUGCAUCUGUGCCUUAGAGAACUAUUUUAUGUCUGUAAUGUUAGGACAUGAAGUCAGUGUCAUAUAGAGGAAGAUGCAAUUUCUGUCCCAGACAUCUUGCAAUCUAAAUCCAGUGCAGUUAAAUUGCAUAAACUGAAGAUUAAUCUCCUUCAUCUUCUUCAUUUUCCAUUCUUCUUAUCUGGUGGCCAGGCCACUCUUCAGCCAUUUCUGGUUUUGAAAAUCUUCCUUCAGAAAAUUCUAAAAAGUGUGCUUUCUCCAUCUUAGAUUAAGGUCCCACAAAACACUUUAUAAAUGUUACAUACUCGGAUCACAGUGCUUGUUGAACUACAAGUCUAUCCUUGAUGUGUUUUAUUUUAAACAUGUUUUUCUAAUCUCGGCAACCUUGUAUUUCCUGUUCUUUAUGGAAUUUGGCCAAUGCUGUAUUGACAUUUUCUGUAUUUUAUUAUCCUGCUAUUUUUUAUGGCAAAUAUAACAACUCACUGUUCACAGAAUGCUGCAGUGAGAACACAGGAUGCACCAGCAGCGCUGAUGUUAUUAUGUGCCAUUGUUUCUGCACAGUGUUGUGCUGAGUAUUGUGCACAGCCCCAUUGAAAUGCAGCUUGCAAAUUUCAGAUUAAUUUCAAUGGGGCUUUGUGUAGCAAAGUGAAUGUCUGACAACUGUUGCCAAAAACUGAUCCUAGAAUUACACCUUCACAAAAUGCACCAGAGAAUCCAGACAGAUGGUCACUCUGUGUUACUAUAGAGGGGUGGAAAGUUUUUGAAAUUUCAGUGAAAAAUGGGGUGGGAGAUUUACAAAUUCCCCCCUCCCCCCCUUCCCAUUUUUUGCCCGUUUCUGCAGUCAAUCCCAUUAAAAUUUUUGGGAUUGGAUGCACAGCUUCUAGCAGUAGGUGGUGGAUGUGGGAAAUCUCUUUUUCCAGAAAGGCCCAUCCAUCCUUGAGAGCAACAUUAAUACUACAAAAUAAUGCAAAAUGCUUGUUUCAUAUAUCCUGAAACUGCUCCCACCAAAAUGCUUGUUUCAUAUAACCAGUACCAUCAGCCGUAUCCUUCUGCCUCUGGAAUAGCUUUCGUCACAGCGCCGUCUCCAUUUUGUUGUUCGCUGAGGUCCCAUUUGCCUGGUGCGCAUGUGCCUUCAUUUCAACAACAGAUAACGCAAAUGGCAGAUGUUGUAUCCUCACUUCUCCAGAGUUCAGGGAUUC